GAGGCCGCUGUUCGCAAACCUGACAAGCUGCCAGCUUUGUCGAAUUAAUCGUUUUGUUUUUUUUUAAACGAAGAACUAUAUAUUUGGGAAGAUCUACAACGUUGUACCCAGCGACGUGUUGCAGAAAGAGAGGCUGUCUGGAGUCUUCAUUGUCCGAGACGUUAACGCGUGGUCGACUGCUUCAUCGACCCUUUCUGACCGCCUCGUCCCGAUUUAUCGGCUCUUUCUUUGACACUUUUUAAUUUGCCCACCGUGUGUAGGCUGGGAAGAGUCCUGCCGUCGGGAGCUAUGGUGAAGCUGACGAAAGCCAAGACGUUCCAGGCUUACCUGGACUCCUGCCAUCGCCGCUACAGCUGUGUUCACUGCCGCGCCCAUCUGGCCAACCAUGAUGAUCUUAUCUCCAAGUCUUUCCAAGGAAGCCAAGGCCGAGCUUACCUCUUUAAUUCUGUGGUGAACAUCGGCUGUGGUCCUGCGGAGGAGAGGCUGCUGCUCACAGGACUUCAUGCAGUGGCCGACAUCUACUGUGAAAACUGUCAUACCACUCUGGGCUGGAAAUAUGAACAAGCCUUCGAACUGAGUCAGAAGUACAAGGAAGGGAAGUACAUCAUCGAGCUGUCCCACAUGAUAAAAGACAACGGCUGGGACUGAGAGGGACACAUCCACAGCGUUCUCCAUGACUUUCUUUUCAAAGUUGCAUCCCCUCAUCCUAGCAGGGUUCCAGUGUAGCUUCCUCAUCCCGCAUUCGAGCCGUCGCUGUGCCACACUUUCACUCUCUAUACGGCUUUGCCACGAAUAGCAUGUGAUGCCUUAUCUUACUCAUUUCUCCGUGUGUUUUCCAGCAGCCGCAACACAUUUUCGGAUUAUGCGAUCCCGGUGGCUAGUUGUGCUCGGGGCUUGGCGUGAAUGAAGUGUUGGGUUUGUGUGCGGAAGAACUCCCAGGCACGUGUGUGCAUAUUGGAAUUUUACGCGUGUGUUUUGAGAGAUGAACCUCUUACCGGUGAUCAAUAAACAAGAGUUGCUAGGUGCGGGGGGGGAAUAAUGGUGACUUUCUUGCAGUGGCAUUCGGGUUUCUUUCGACAUAAAUCUGGCCAAGAUGCGUAGAUAACACAAGCAAACCGAAAUCAUGACGAGCAGGGAGAGAGCUUAUUUUUUUAAAGAAUUCUGGACAUUUCAGGUUUUAUAUAAAGCUUGCUGAUAGUUUGCCACAAGCAUAAAGGAUGUUGAAUUAGUAAUGGUUAUGACCAUACAACUCAUUUUAAAGCAGAACUACAUUUUAGUGUGUGUGUGCGUGCAUUCCGAUCUGUGGGAAACUCGUAGAUUAUAAGACUUGGAUUGUCAGUAUUAGAUACUUUUGUUGAUAUUUGAUGAUUCGGUUUUGUGUCCUCCCAAGACCUGAAGUUCAACUUUGUGUUUGCAGAGAUGGUUUUCACCGCGCAAUUAGGAUAUCCACUACUUGCUGUCAUCCUGGAGAUCUAUCCUCUACGUGUUUGUGUAUAGCGUAACAAUGGGACGCCCUUACAGCUACAUGUACUCAAUCAUAUUGGAGCAAUGUGUGAUAGAAUUAUGUAGCAUAUUUAUGGUGAUUUUUAUUAUUAUUAUUGUGUGCUUCUUUUCAUUAAAGUAUAAUUUUUACUUUUACUAUUUCAUUAAAAUGCAGUGUCUGUA
Messenger RNA from Doryrhamphus excisus (bluestripe pipefish), 1665 nucleotides. It is a transcript of the gene ypel3, whose product is annotated as yippee-like 3. The record is from RefSeq and is a predicted model, not a curated record. Lineage: Eukaryota; Metazoa; Chordata; Actinopteri; Syngnathiformes; Syngnathidae.